UCGUCUGUGUGCUCCGCUGGACUCGGGACAUGUUUAGCGCCUGCGCACAUCGCGGUUUGUCUGCGUGUCAUGUAGAUGAACGUUCUAACUGGGUAGUCAACAUGUCCACCGCUGCUCAACGGAACAAUAACGAGGAGCCCGGGCUGCACGGCUCUUGGGUAGAGUUGGAGCUGAAUGGGAACACGGGAGCACGGGGUGUGCAGACCAGCGUGCAAUUGACACCAGCUGCAGACCAAAUAAAUGCCAACGCCGGCGUGAAUGAAACAAUGCAGACCCUGGAUGCGGUGCCCGAGAGUGAUGAAACCCUGAUUGGAGGACUGGAGCAUGUGCCGUCAUCUUCCUCUAUCCACAAUGGGGACAUGGAGAAGAUUCUCCUGGAUGCACAGCAUGAAUCCAGCCCGAGUAGCUCCUCCUGUCACAGUCCUCACAGGCCACCGAGUCCGGAUCAGGAUGAGGGUCAGAUCACUUUUGAUGUGGAGAUGCCCAGCCCCAGAAGUAGUCAGUCAGAGGACAGUGGUCCAGAGCAGGACAGAGAUGAGGACAUCCUGCUCAACAAAGAAAUUGACUGGGUUGCUGAUUGGUCCAGCCGACCGGAAAACAUUCCACCAAAGGAGUUCCACUUCAGGCACCCUCGCCGUUCAGUGUCUCUCAGUAUGAGAAAGAGCGGAGUCAUGAAGAAAGGUGGCAUCUUCUCUGCUGAAUUCCUCAAAGUCUUCAUCCCUUCCUUACUCAUCUCACAUAUCCUCGCUCUCGGCCUCGGGGUGUACAUCGGGAAGAGAAUUGCCACAGCCUCCGCCAGCUCUUACUGAAUAGAAGAUGAAGCAGUGCCUGGAUGUUCUCCUGUCUCCAAGUCUUUCAGUCAUCCUCCUGUAGUCAAGCUGUCUCUCUGCAUCUAUUGUACGCCCACAUUUCUCUUCCAGUCAGCAUUAAAAUCAGUCACAUUGUAGAUGUAGUUAUAGAGAUAUACACAUGACGUGAUGUGUUUGCCCUCACAUUUUGACACAGGGGCAGCAUUGUACCCAGCAGCUGUCACCAACUUGAAUCCAGUAGAUAGCAAACCCUAUUAAAGCUGGAAAAAUAUUAGUCAUCCUGCUCAACUUAAAUCACUAGGAUUUGAGGUCCAGUAGCUUCAGGGUUUAAGUUUCUCUACUUUGUUUUGAUUUUAUCUAAUGAGUAAUCUGGCUUCCCAAGCUAUAUCUCUCCAGUAGGAAGAGUGCAUAAACCAAAAAUAUGCGCCAUAUCUGCAAUACAAACAAAUUGAAUAGGCUCCAGGAACAGAAAGGACUAUGAUCGCCUUAAUUUUUUAGCUAAACAUUCAAGGUGCAGUUAUCGGGGGACACAUGAUGCUGCACAGUGGGAUUUGUUUUUAAAUCCCACACGUUGUCAGAGAGUAGUAGUUGUAUCAUGUUGACUCCCGAGGGUUUUCAUUAUAGAAGCUUUGUUUUUUGAAGGUUGGAAAGCUUAAAACUUUAUCUAGUAUGUAGAUGCACACUUUUUACAGCGGCGUUGUUGAUGAGAGUGGAGCCUAGGCUGGAUGGCAGUUUACCAGGCCAUAUGCUAUUUUUAUUUCCUUUUGCCUACAUAUCGUCUUCUAUAACAUAAUAUAGCAGCAAUGGCAAAGUGCCAAACUUUCACCACUGCACAUUGGUGAUUUAUCUUAGACUGUUUUUUUUUUUUUUAAUGAUAUGUAUAGGUAUUUAAAAAUGUAGAUGUGAAAAUUAAUUUAAGCUGUGAUCUGCCCCAUGUACACCUCUUGACAUUGUAUAAUUUGUUUAUACAUUGAUAUUAAUGCAUAUUAUAUCAUUGUUAUCAUAGCAUUGUGGCAGUGUGUGUAAUGUGUUCUUGCUCUUGUUUAAUAGCCGAUGCAUCAGUGGCACAAACCACCUCAGCUGAAGGUAUUUCCAGGGGCCUCAUUUAAGAUUGUUAUCUGACUUUUAUCCAGAAUACACUGUGCAGUCGUUUCACAUGAUGAUACAGUAAACAUUGUACAGUGUGUGUAGAACCUCCAGAGAAACUAGAGGAGCAUUUCCUGAAGAAGGUGCAUGUGAUUUCUGUAUAUCGAUGCCUACUGGAUGACUGGAUAAUUAAUCUGUCAGUGUUUGUAAAUGGAUGGCAUCACGACUCCUAUGAAAAAUCAGCUCCCAUAAUGUACAGUAUUGGUUUUAAAGCACCCAACAUGUGUUCAGGCUUUAAUGCAUUAUAUAACACACGUACUAACUCAUAAAACUGUCAUCAUAACAGGCUUAUGUACAGUUGAUCAGUGUGCAAUACAGAGCGUUUUGGAAUUUCAAUAAAGUUUGUACUGUA
Molecule: messenger RNA, 2307 nt
Organism: Acanthopagrus latus (yellowfin seabream)
Lineage: Eukaryota; Metazoa; Chordata; Actinopteri; Spariformes; Sparidae
Gene: bnip3la
Product: BCL2 interacting protein 3 like a
Exons: 6
Coding region: 30-809 (259 amino acids)
Biological process (GO): mitochondrial outer membrane permeabilization; positive regulation of apoptotic process; defense response to virus
Cellular component (GO): mitochondrial envelope; nucleus; mitochondrial outer membrane
Source: RefSeq, a predicted model, not a curated record